AUAGGCAGGAACCACCGGUGUUUAACAUAGCCAAGAAACCUUAUCAAGCGUCAGCAGUAGUAGCCUACUACUGCACCCGGAUUUAAACCCGGAUAGAAGUCUCGAUUAUCAUAGUGCUCUUGGUUCAAGAGCAUUACGUUGCAUUACUCAUUCAAGAAUUUUAGGAGCUUCUUGAGAGGUGUUAAAGAACAUCUGAAAUACGGAGUUUCUUCAGGAUACAUUCCCUGAAGAUGAACGAGUUUGAGAUCCACAAAGCUUGAGUCAGAGUCUGAGUCGUUUGUGAACUCUGCAAAGAUGAACAGCAAGGAGACAAACCGCCAGCAGGUCCAUCUUAGUCCGACUUCAUGGAGCAGGAUGCUGGUCGUAUCUUGCAUUGUACUAUGCCUCGUUGCUUCAAUUUCGUCUGAUGAAGAUUAUUAUAAAUUACUUGAUGUCUCCAGAGAAGCAACUACUAGAGAGAUUCGACAGGCUUUCAAGAAGCUGGCCCUCAAGAUGCACCCUGACAAAAAUCCAAAUGAUGAAACUGCCCAUGAAAACUUCCUGAAGAUCAACCGUGCUUAUGAGGUGCUGAAGGACGAGGACCUUAGGAAGAAGUACGACAAAUACGGAGAGAAGGGACUGGACGAGCAACAGGGUGGACGAUAUGAAAGCUGGAACUUCUACAGAUACGAUUUUGGUAUCUAUGAUGAUGAUCUGGAGAUCAUCACUUUAGACAGAGCGGACUUUGAUGCAGCAGUCAAUUCUGGAGAGCUGUGGUUUGUCAAUUUCUACUUCCCUCGCUGUUCCCACUGCCAUGAUCUAGCCCCCACGUGGAGGGAGUUUGCCAAAGAGAUGGAUGGAGUGAUUAGGAUCGGUGCUGUAAACUGUGGCGAUAAUGGAAGACUCUGUCGCAGCAAAGGCGUCAACAGCUAUCCCAGCCUUUACAUAUUCAAGACUGGAAUGAAUGCCGAGAAGUACUUUGGAGACCGGUCGAAAGACAGCUUAACUAAGUUUGCCAUGCAGUUUGUGAAGAGCAGAGUCACUGAGCUUUGGCAAGGAAACAUCUUCAAUGAGAUCGACCGUGCAUUUGCAGCCCGAAUAGGGUGGCUGAUUACGUUUUGUGCAGACUCGGGAGAUUGCCUAGAGUCUCAAACAAGGCAGAAAUUAGCUGGAAUGUUGGAGGGUCUAGUUCAUGUUGGCUGGAUGGACUGCUCCACACAGGCCGAGCUCUGUGAGAGCUUCGAGGUGACCUCGAGCACAACAGCAUUUUUCCCGCCUGGAAGCAUGCUGAAAGACAAAGGCAGUGUGCUGUACCUCCAGAGUUUGGACGCCAGGGAGAUUUAUGCCCAGGUGCUGCAGCGUCUCCCGGACCUUGAGACCCUCUCAAAGGAUUCCUUUGAGACAAAGCUGGCCCAUCAUCGCUGGCUGGUCAGCUUCACAUUUGGACAGACUGGGUUGGCCUCUCAUGAAUACAAGAAGCUGAAUGCCCUUCUGAAAGAUGAUCAUAUUCAGGUCGGUAAAGUCGACUGCCUCGCCGAGGCGGAGCUGUGCAGCUCCCUUUACGUCCAGAAGCCCAGCAUCGCCGUCUUCAAAGGUCGUGGCAUCCACGACUUUGAGAUUCACCACGGCAAGGAUGUGCUGUACAACAUCGUGGCCUUCGCCAAGGAGAGCGUGAAGGCCCACGUCACCACGCUGAGACCAGAGAACUUCCCCAGUCACGAGAAGGAGCCCUGGCUGGUGGACUUCUUCGCCCCUUGGUGUCCUCCUUGCCGCGCCCUGCUUCCUGAGCUGAGGAAGGCCUCCAUUCAGCUGGCCGGCCAGCUCAAGUUUGGGACGCUGGACUGCACCAUUCACGACGGACUCUGCAGCACGUAUAAUAUCCAAGCGUACCCGACCACCGUCAUCUUCAACAAAUCCAGCAUCCACGAGUACGAGGGCCACCAUUCGGCAGAUGGCAUCCUUGAGUUUAUUGAGGACUUGAUCAACCCAGUCGUGGUCACCCUGAACGCGGACACCUUCGCCGAGCUGGUGAAGAGGCGGAAGUCUGACGAGCUGUGGAUGGUGGACUUCUACGCUCCAUGGUGUGGCCCGUGCCAGGCCCUGCUGCCUGAGUGGAGGAGAGUGGCAAGGAUGCUGAACGGGAUGGUUCGCGUGGGCACGGUGGACUGCCAGAAGCACCACUCCUUCUGCCAGGUGGAGGGUGUCCGGGCCUAUCCCGAGAUCCGCCUCUACUCGCACAGCAGCAAGAGCCGCGACCAGUACCAUGGCUACAAUGGCUGGCACAGAGAUGCACACUCCCUGCGCACUUGGGCAAUGGGGUUCCUGCCCAAAGCGUCUGUGGACUUGUCCCCGGAGGACUUUAAGAACCGGGUCCUGGGGGGUACGGAGCACUGGGUGGUGGACUUCUACGCCCCGUGGUGCGGGCCCUGCCAACACUUCGCCCCCGAGUUUGAGUCUCUCGCACGGGUGAUGAAGGGCACUGUGAGAGCUGGGAAAGUGGACUGUCAGGCCCACUAUCAGACCUGCCACAGCGCCGGAGUCAAGGCCUACCCCACCGUCCGCUUCUACCCACACCUGGGCACCAAGAGGCGGGACCAGGGCGGCGAGCACAUCAACAGCCGCGACGCUGGCGUCAUCGCAGACGUCCUGCGGCAGCGCCUGCAGCAGCUAUCGCCAUGGUUACAGGACAAGUCCUCCAAACUCAAGGAUGAACUAUAAUACAUGUAGGGGCAGAAUGGAUUAGAGAUGAAAAAAGGAAAUCACAGAUGCACACAUUCAAACAAAAGACUCUGCUCAGAGGUUUGUUUAUGGUUUACUGCAAAGGAUCAUGGGAUACGAGUCCUCCAUUUGAAUUCUUGUCUGUUCCGACGUCGUCUGGGAGCAAGCUUUUCCCAGAAUUGACACACCUCGCCUUGCAGAAGACGUCUCACCAAAAAAGCAUUACUGGUUGAGGAAGAGGAUGCCAGUGUUUCAUACAAUGCCUGUCCAAAACACUGGACAUCUGUCCUUAUAAUCUGAAUGUACUGUUUGAUCAUGUCGUGAUUAUAUUUAUGAGUUUGUACAACGAUGAUGGGCAAAAGCUACUGUCAUUUUUAUCUGAGAACUGUAACAGUGUUUUUUUCUGAGGGUCUCAACUGGCUUUAGUGUUGUAAUGAAGUUGAGAAGUGAAUACUGUAUGCAUUUGUACCUGCUCGUCCUUGUAUCUCAUGGACAAAUGAGAUUUGUUACCAUAAUGCACAGAACCACACAACGUUACUUUUGUUCUUACAGGAACCACUAUUUAUUAGGCAUGAAGAAUCCAGAACACACCCCAGUGUGCCUAAGCUGAUUAAAGGUUUUCUACCAGAACUCUGGUUAUUAAAACAGGACACCUCUAUCUAGAAACAUGUUAACAUGAACUAUUAGGCUACUGUCUCCAGUGUCACUUUUACACAACACUCUUUGAUCGUUUGGUUCACUUAGUCAUUUCUGUUUAUUUGCACAGAGCUUUUUAGUAAA
Messenger RNA from Sardina pilchardus (European sardine), 3477 nucleotides. It is a transcript of the gene dnajc10, whose product is annotated as DnaJ (Hsp40) homolog, subfamily C, member 10. Gene Ontology annotation, biological process: IRE1-mediated unfolded protein response. NCBI's taxonomy places the organism in Eukaryota, Metazoa, Chordata, Actinopteri, Clupeiformes, Clupeidae. Bases 295 to 2697 code for a protein of 800 amino acids. Gene Ontology annotation, molecular function: oxidoreductase activity, acting on a sulfur group of donors, disulfide as acceptor; protein-disulfide reductase activity; misfolded protein binding. The transcript is spliced from 23 exons. The record is from RefSeq and is a predicted model, not a curated record. Gene Ontology annotation, cellular component: endoplasmic reticulum lumen.